AUGGCGGUACUAUCUAAACUGGCCCUGCCCGACCGAUCGAUUAAGGACAUUAUCGCGCAAGCGACCAACCUCUACGUUUCGAACCGAACUCGCAUCUCCCGUGCCGUCUACCUGACGCUCCUCAUCGCCCUCGUGAACCGCGUGCGGCAUGCAAUAUCCGAACAGAAGGCUGCCUCCGCGCGCGAGGCCGCCAAACGCCGGUCCGGCACCACUUCGAGCGACAUACCCGAAGCCACGCGCAAGAAGAAGGUCGAGCUGAACCGCGAGUUCUUCCGGGCCCUGCUGCGGCUGCUGAGGGUCGUGAUACCGGGCUGGCGGAGCAAGGAGACACGGCUGUUGCUUAGUCACAGCUUCUUCCUCGUCAUUCGAACAUUGAUUAGUCUGAAGGUCGCGGAGAUGGACGGUGCCAUCGUGAAGGCGCUCGUCAAGGGCAACGGGAGGGACUUUCUCAUGCGCAUUAUGUGGUGGAUGUUGAUCGCUGUACCGGCGACGUUCACAAACUCCAUGCUAUCGUAUCAUCAAGCCGAAUUGUCGCUGAAGUACCGGACGAGGUUGACCCAGUACAUUCAUGACAAGUACUUGUCCCAACUCACCUUUUACGGAAUCUCUGCUUUGGACGAUCGAAUAAAGAACCCGGACCAGCUCAUUUCUGUUGAUGUGGCCAAGUUCUCGAACAGUCUAGCGGAACUGUACAGCAACCUGGCGAAGCCUAUCUUGGACAUGACGAUAUACACAUGGUCGCUAUCCAAGAGCGUAGGUGGUGAAGGAGUGGUCUUCAUGUCAUUACUGGUCCAACUCUCAGCCAACGUAAUGCGCACACUUACACCACCAUUUGGGAAAUACGUUGCGGAAGAAGCCCGCUUAGAGGGCGAGUUUCGUUUCCAACACUCCCGAUUAAUAGACCAUAGCGAAGAGGUCGCACUCUACGCAGGUCACGAGGCCGAGAAAGACACGCUUGACAAAGGCUACUUCACGCUUAUUAAGCAUGUGAACUACAUCUUGCGUCGGCGCUUCUACCACGGGGUUAUGGAAGACUUCGUGAUUAAGUACUUCUGGGGGGCUUUGGGCUUGCUCCUGUGCAGUGUUCCCGUUUUCUUCAAGAUGCCCGGACAACUUGCCGGCGCAGUGGUUAACAUGGGCGACCGAACCGAAACGUUUGUCACCAACAGACGCAUGUUGCUAAGCGCAUCUGAUGCAUUCGGUCGCAUCAUGUUCUCGUACCGUGAAAUUAUGGAGCUCGCUGGCUACACCUCACGUGUCGCGUCGCUCCUCGAUGUCAUGGAUGAUAUCCAGGCGGGCCACUUCGAGAAAAAGCUCGUUUCCAGCUCAGGUAUCGAAGACAAUGAAGCUGUGCUGCGAGGUCGCGGCAAGGUGGUCGAAAGUGCUGAUAUCAAGUUCAUCGAUGUACCAAUCAUUAGCCCCAAUGGCGAUGUGCUUGUGUCGAAACUGUCCUUCUCCCUCAAGCAGGGCGACCACCUCCUCGUCGUUGGCCCCAACGGUUGUGGUAAAUCAUCCCUCUUCCGCAUUCUCGGUGGCUUGUGGCCUGUCUACGGCGGCACAGUAUAUAAGCCCCCCUUCUCUGACAUCUUCUACAUCCCGCAACGACCCUACCUCUCCCGCGGCAGUCUGCGCCAACAAAUCACCUACCCAGACAGCCUACGUACGGUCCGCGCCCGCGGCGUCACCGACGCCCAACUUCUCGACAUGCUCAAAAUCCUCAAUCUUGAGCACUUAGUGGAACUCUACCCGGAGGGCUGGGACGCCGAAGCCGAAUGGCGCGAUGUCUUGUCAGGGGGUUUGCAACAGCGCGUCGCCAUGGCUCGUUUAUUCUACCAUAAACCCCGGUACGCGAUCCUGGACGAGUGCACGAGCUCCGUCACGCUCGAGACGGAGAAGGUCAUGUAUGAUAAUGCUAAGGCGCUGGGGAUCACACUCAUGACGGUGAGUCAUCGACGGAGUUUGUGGAAGUAUCAUAGUCGGAUUCUGCAGUUUGAUGGACAGGGAAAUUUUGUGUUUACGAAGCUGGAUGCGGAUAAGAGGUUGAAGCUGGAGGAUGAGAAGGAGGAUUUGGAUGUGCUUUUGAGGCAAGUGCCAGAGAUUGAAAGGAGGAUUGGGGAGUUGACUGUUGAUUGA
This is a messenger RNA of Pseudomassariella vexata, 2133 nucleotides long. Its product is annotated as ABC transporter transmembrane region 2. Gene Ontology annotation, cellular component: peroxisomal membrane. The record is from RefSeq and is a predicted model, not a curated record. Gene Ontology annotation, biological process: long-chain fatty acid import into peroxisome; very long-chain fatty acid catabolic process; fatty acid beta-oxidation. The transcript is spliced from 2 exons. The coding region runs from base 1 to 2133 and encodes 710 amino acids. Gene Ontology annotation, molecular function: long-chain fatty acid transmembrane transporter activity; ABC-type transporter activity; ATP hydrolysis activity. NCBI's taxonomy places the organism in Eukaryota, Fungi, Ascomycota, Sordariomycetes, Amphisphaeriales, Pseudomassariaceae.